CUCUUUAUGUGUAGAGCAGAAGCACUGUUGAAGUUACACCAAAUUGACGAUGCAGAAUCAAUUUCGAUACAUGUACCCAAAUCGGAGCCACUUACUAUUUCCUCUUCUCAAGCUAAAUUUUUUGGAAUGCUUUCUGAAGCUUAUGUGUAUUUCGUGAGAGCUCAGAUUGAGAUGGCAUUGGGAAGGUUUGAGAAUGCAGUUAAAGCAGCUGAGAAAGCCAGUCAAAUGGACCCCCGGAACGUUGAAGUUGCUGUUUUGGUGAACAAUGUGAGGAUGGUGGCGAGAGCUCGAGUGCGUGGCAAUGAUCUUUUCAAAUCAGAAAGGUUUACCGAAGCUUGCUCCGCAUAUGGAGAUGGUUUGAGGCUUGAUCCUUCAAAUUCAGUUCUAUAUUGCAACAGAGCAGCUUGUUGGUUUAAGCUUGGGCAAUGGGAAAGAUCAAUUGAAGACUCCAAUGAUGCUUUGAAAAUCCAACCUAACUACACUAAAGCUCUUCUUCGAAGGGCCGCAUCAAACAGUAAGCUUGAAAGGUGGGAAGAGGCAGUCAAGGACUAUGAGGUCUUGCGGAAAGAACUUCCAAAUAACAAUGAAGUUGCCGAAGCUCUUUUCCACGCACAGGUUGCAUUGAAGAAAUCUCGUGGGGAAGAAGUAUAUAAUUUAAAAUUCGGCGGUGAAGUGGAACAAGUGUCGGGUCUUGAGCAGUUUAGAGCUGCAAUAACUUUACCAGGUGUUUCUGUUGUCCAUUUCGAAAUUGCAUCUAACUCGCAAUGCAAGCAAAUAUCGCCCUUUGUGGAUACACUAUGUGGUCGAUAUCCAUCCAUCAACUUCCUCAAGGUGGAUAUUCAAGAAAACCCAACCGUUGCAACUGCUGAGAAUGUUAGGAUCGUACCAACCUUCAAGAUAUACAAAAACGGCAGCCGAGUGAAGGAAAUCGUGUGCCCCAGUCGCGAUAUGUUGGAACAUUCCGUGAGGCAUUACAGUUUUUAGAAUUCAUGACUUUGCACUUGCUUCUGCAGUUCCCAUGUUCUUGCUACUUCCCAAAACCUCCGUUCAAACUCUCCGGUCCCAACUACGGUUCUUCCAGUCUCUUUGAUCCCAUCAUAAAAGCAAUCUCCCGAUACCUGUGACAUAGUCGAUAAAACCAAGAUAAUAAUAUCUCUUUAGCAGUCAAAUGCCAUUGGAACCCAGAGAUAUAGUCUUAGUAGUACCCUUUUGGAGUUCUUAUUUAUUCAUUCAUUCCCCAUUGCUCUUUGGUUCCAUGCUCCUCCCAAAUUCCCUUGGUCAAUUUUCUUUCUUUUUUACUAGGUCAGCACUUCUUGUAUCAUCAGUUUCUUUAAGGUAAAAAAAAAAAUUGAAAAAAAAAGAAAAAAAAAAGGAAGAAGAGGAUUUUAUGUCUGUACAAUUGAUUUAAUUAUCAUUUUUAAAUUACCUUCUAAGAUAGACAUAUAUAUAUAUAGACACAAUAUAUAUAGACACAAGGGAGGGUGAGGGUGAGGGUGGUAUUGCUGUUUAGAGGGGGGAUCUACAUGUAUAUAUGUGAUAAUAUAUAUUUAUAUAUAUACUAAACACUGGAAGCCUUUAGAGGGAGAUAGGAAGAGUGGUGGGUGGGCACCUACAUGAGUUAGCCAAACGAGGAUGAAUAUCUUGUUAUUAUUGUUUCUUUUUUCUUUUCUGUUUUUUUCUUUACCAUUUUUCCCUUUUUCUUUUCCCUUUCUUAGCCAUUUAAUCAAUAAAAGUUCCCAUUUUUUCUGCA
Molecule: messenger RNA, 1750 nt
Organism: Arachis duranensis
Lineage: Eukaryota; Viridiplantae; Streptophyta; Magnoliopsida; Fabales; Fabaceae
Product: TPR repeat-containing thioredoxin TTL1
Cellular component (GO): cytoplasm
Molecular function (GO): protein binding
Source: RefSeq, a predicted model, not a curated record